ACAUCGGCAGUCCCCAUUAUAUCGCGUUAGUGCUUAAGGGUGAAGCGAGCUGUUUGGUUGUUCUGGUUGCAAUGCGAUGCCGGUCGAGGGACAGUCUGAUCAAGGACAAGGACGACAGGUCUGAUGACGUGCCAGGUUGGACGGGAAUCCGGGUGAUCGCUUCAACGACAAAACGUAGUGCAUGAACAUUUUAUCAUUAGAACAUCUUUCUUGCCGAGGUGACUACCGUACUACCAGCCAUGCCCAGCUUUCCUGCGAAACAGCUGUCAGUGGUUGGAGGCAUACUGUUCAGCUACUACUUUGCGUCAAGUGUGAUAUCUCCAUUCAUACCCUUUCUCACACAUGACUUUUUCCCAUACCUCAAGGCAAACGAGAUUGGCUACUAUUCAGGCUUCCUGGCAAGUGCUUACUUCAUUGGCAGCUUCUUCGGUAGCUCCAUGUGGGGAAAGCUGUCUGAUAUCCUGGGUCGUAGACCCAUCCUUAUGUGUGGCAUAAUGGGGUCUAUAUCAAGCAGUGUGUUUUUUGGAUUCAGCAUGUCCUUUGCAUGGGCGGUAUCAGCCAGAUUUCUGUGGGGCUUCUUGGAUGGAAAUCUGGGAGUGGCAAAAACCUACCUAUUUGAGGCAACAGAUGAAGUGUACCAUGCGUUUACAUUUUCAUUGGUAGGAGCGUCAAGUGGCCUGGGCAGGAUUGUGGGUCCCAUAGUGGGUGGAUUCCUGUCCUGUCCUGCUGUUCGUAUACCAGGCUUUGAUGUCUUCAUCUUCAGGAAGUUCCCUUACCUGCUACCGUGUCUUGCUGGAGUCUGCCUUUCUAGUAUCAACCUAUUAGCUUCUUGUUUCUUCCUGAAGGAGACCCGUAUUAGAGAGGAAGAAGACUUAGACAGUGAGCAUGGGAAUGAAGCCAUAAGCAGGCAGAAGAUCACACAAGCAGAAGAUAAGUCCAGUCUCUGGUGCUGUCGUCCAUGCUGCAAAAAAAUCUGUCGGCAACAAACACGACAAGGAAGUAAUAAGAGUGUUCCAAUACGUAAGCUGCUAAGGGACAGGAGAAUCCUACUGUCCUGUGUUCUGUAUAGUCUUUUGGGGUUCUCUGCAAUACUCGACAACGUGCUGCUGCCCCUGCUGCUAGUGUCCAGUCAUGAAGAAGGUGGCUUCAACUUUGAUACGUCAAAGAUUUCCCUGGUGCUCACGGGGUCGGCCAUUUUCCAAAUUGUCAGCCAGAUCGUUGUCUUCCCAAACCUGGCCAGGAUUUAUUCUACAAGACCCUGUUUCGAGCUGCAGUCUUCAUGUCCAUGAUUGGAACAGUGUGUACGCCCUUUAUGAACCAAAUGACCGGUCUUGUACCUGGUCUGCCCUGGCCGUUGAACUUCCCCUGGCCUUUUACCUGGUAGUGUUGAUAUACGUCAUCAUCCUGUGCCUGACCCUGAUACUCCCUGAUUCCAUCAACAAACCAAGGGUGGAGGACAUCAGAGAGGAUGCAGAGGAGAAACUCUCGGAUGAUAAAUCAGUCGUGUACAACCCUAAGGAAGAUUUAAAGGCCUCCUUUCAGUUAACUUCUGACCAAAUCAGCAGUAGAGCUCGUUCCAAAUCACCAAGAGGGUUUUGAAAUAAUAUUUGUGAUAAGUCGCACGAUUUUAAGUAAACCUAAGACCUUAGAUCCUCCUGCAACUAGUGUAUUGGUCAGCUCGGCAGGCGUACUUUCUCUUUUAUUUUAAGUCAAAGUUCCCUCACAAUAGUUCCAAGUUGUUCAAACAUCUAAAAAUGGAAGUUUGAACAUGUUUCAUUUUAUCUAUAUGUAUUAGAAAUAUUGUGAAAUUAACUAUACAAACACCUCUCUAUUUAGAACAAUUUCCAAACAUUUCCACUGUUGGAACAUGUUCCAAAAUAUUUGCGUCAUUUUCAAAAUUAUUGCCUUAAUAAAAGUACGUGUGAUCCAG
Molecule: messenger RNA, 1930 nt
Organism: Branchiostoma floridae (Florida lancelet)
Lineage: Eukaryota; Metazoa; Chordata; Leptocardii; Amphioxiformes; Branchiostomatidae
Product: probable peptide/nitrate transporter At3g43790
Biological process (GO): transmembrane transport
Molecular function (GO): transmembrane transporter activity
Source: RefSeq, a predicted model, not a curated record